AUGGCAAGCCGACGGGCAUCGUUCAAGCAAGGACGAAAGGGUGGACAAAAACAGCCGUACAUGAGCAAGAAUAUGAAAAAGAAGCUGAAACAGGAGCAAGCGGGUCGGCCACCGAAAACAAAGUACCAGCGCAACCUGAAACAUAUCGAGCGGGCUCGGGAAGCGAUCCAGGCACAGAAGCGGCAGAUCGAGACGGAGCGUAAGUAUCGCCAGGAAGUGAACAGUGCCGCUGGUGCGGUUGGGUAUGCGUCCAGCGAUACGGAUGCGUCGGAUGGUGGUGAGAAGGGAACGGGAACGAUUGAAGAUUUGGCGACCGAAUUUAAUGAACAGAUUGGACAGACGGUAGAGAGUGAGGAUGAGAGAGAUUCUGCAAUGGAGGACGCCGAGCAAGAGCAGGAUGAUAGUGGUGCGUUGGCAUCUUAUUCGGAUAAUGAUGCGGAAGAAGAGGGAGAAGCGCUGGAUGUAGAGGAAGAUGAGGAGUACGAAGAGCUAUUACCGGACGUAAGUGAUCUGGCGUCCGACGAGGAUGAUCCAUACUUGUUACAUACAGCGCACAACUUAAGUACAUCGCUGGUGGAAGCGCUUGAUGCGGAACCACCACGUGUCGAAACGACUACCAUGUCGUUUGGUAGUCUGGGCCACGUGGUCGUUGAGGUGCCGAAAGUUCGUCCCACCAGCACCAAGUCGGAAGUGAGAGGGAAACCGGGCACACUUCUCACCGUACCGGAAGCUUCCGACGAGGAUACUAUCGAGUGGGGCAAGUUACAUGUGAAGGAUCGGAUUGUGCACAACAUGACAGAAAAGAUGGAUGCGUUGCAGCGUGAUACGUUUGCGAUACUGAACGGCUAUCGGGAUUUGUACCUUCCGCAGAGAAGCUUCGAGAAUGCGAACCGGUUGCGGUACGUCUACUGUCUGCACGUCCUGAAUCAUGUCCUGAAGGCGGUAAGCAAGAUACAGCACCACACAAUCAAAUUAAUCACCAACAGAAAGGCUGGCAGGAAGAAACCGGCCGAAGAUCAGUUCCGUCGAAGGUUGAAAGAGCAAAAAGAGGUGAAGGUGGGCGAGAAACCAACGGUCGGGGACGACGAGUACCGUGAUCAAGGGUUUGUCCGCCCGAAGGUGCUUAUCAUCGUACCGUUCCGUGAGUCAGCGCUUCGGUGUGUCACCGUGCUGAAGCGACUGUUUGCCGGUGACCAGGAGAGCAGCGUCAUAAACUGGAAACGGUUCACUGACGAGUACGGUGGUGGACCGUCGUUACAUUUUCCCCGCCGCAACCCCAAGCACGCCGACUACGAGCGCACGUUUGCGGGCAACAUCGAUGACAACUUCCGGCUCGGCAUCGCCUUUAACCGGUCAACGAUGAAACUGUACGCGAAAUUUUACUCGUCGGACGUAAUAAUCGCUUCACCGCUCGGCCUUCGGAUGACGAUCGGUGCGAAGGGUGAGCAGCACCGAGAUUACGAUUAUCUCGCCAGCAUCGAGCUGCUCAUCAUUGACCAGGCGGAGGUAUGCUACGCCCAAAACUGGGACAACAUCCUGCAUAUUAUGGACCAUCUGCACCAACAGCCAAAAAGCACAGAAUACACGGAAUUUUCACGCGUUCGCGAAUGGUGCCUUAACGGAUGGUCCAAAUUUUACCGUCAAACCGUACUACUGUCCGCCUUUGAGGUGCCUGAGUUCCGGUGGCUGUACAACAAACAUUUCCGCAAUUACCGUGGCAAGGUACGCUUGUGCAACCGCCCAACGUUCGGCACCGUCAAGAACGUGGUGUUGCGCGUGCCACAAAGCUUUCUUCGCAUCGAAACGGCCACACUGGCCAGUGCCGGUACGGCUCGCUUUUCACACUUUCUGCACGUGGUCCUACCCCAAGCACGGUCCGUUACGAUGGCACGUUCCCUGAUUUACGUGCCGAGCUAUUUCGAUUUUAUCCGGCUGCGGAAUCACUUCAAAAACGAAGAACUUAGCUUUACGCAGAUCUGCGAGUACACGACGGAUGCGAAGAUAGCACGGGCCCGGGAUAUGUUCUACCAUGGCAGCAAACACUUUCUGCUCUACUCCGAGCGGGCACACUUCUUCCGGCGCCAUCGGAUACGGGGCGUUCGGCAUCUGAUCUUCUACGCACCGCCCGUCUAUCCCCACUUUUACUCAGAGCUGGUCAACCUGAUGACGAAGGAGUACCAGAAUCCACACGACGGGGUGGACGACGAAUCGAUGACGGUGACGGUACUGUACACGGCGUACGAUAUGUACCAGCUGACAGCGCUGGUCGGUGCAUCGAGGGCAAAGGCGAUGAUAAAAGCGCCCCGUUCGGUACAUCGGUUCUCCACCGAUCAGAAGUAA
Messenger RNA from Anopheles maculipalpis, 2340 nucleotides. Its product is annotated as U3 small nucleolar RNA-associated protein 25 homolog. The transcript has a single exon. NCBI's taxonomy places the organism in Eukaryota, Metazoa, Arthropoda, Insecta, Diptera, Culicidae. Gene Ontology annotation, cellular component: small-subunit processome; nucleolus. The record is from RefSeq and is a predicted model, not a curated record. Gene Ontology annotation, molecular function: U3 snoRNA binding; rRNA binding. Gene Ontology annotation, biological process: maturation of SSU-rRNA from tricistronic rRNA transcript (SSU-rRNA, 5.8S rRNA, LSU-rRNA). The coding region runs from base 1 to 2340 and encodes 779 amino acids.